AAAGAAUUUAAAAAGUUUUUAAAUUUGUAACAAAGUCUAUUCACCCCCCCCCCUCUAGACUUUGUAUCUCACCAUUUUUGGGACCACCAAUUGGGAUCGGAGCAAACUUCUCACUAUCUACAUUUAGAUUAAAGAGAAGCGAUCAUAAUGGUGAACAAUAUGGAUCACGGUUUGCCCAAGUUUUUUCUUCUAGGUUAUGAUGAUUGGAAGAUCUUGAUGGAAGCACAUCUCUACGCUAUACACGAUUGCAUGUGGAUGGUGCUGGAAGAUGGACCUUUGAAGAUUCAAAUGGAGAAUCCAGAGAGGGAUCCAAACAAUCCAAACGUAGUCCAGUACAUUCCAAAACCCAAAGAGAAAUGGGAUGAUAGAGAUUGCAAAAUGCACAACCUGGACAACGUCGCCAAAGCAGCCAUCUUCAAGACACUUGAUCCCAUCACCUUUUCCAAAAUCAAGCAUCUCAAGACUGCCAUGGAAAUAUGGAAAGGUCUUGGGAAGUUGUGUGAGGGAUUAGGCGAUCUGAGAAAGCAGAAAAUAGAGGUUCUACUUGAGAAGUUUAAAAGCUUCAAAAUGCUUCCCAGAGAAUCAUUUGACUUGCUGGAUGAAAGAUUCCACAAGAUUCUAAAUGAUCUUGCAUCACUUAACCACGUUCUUUCUCCCAAAGAAAAGAAUGUAAGGUUACUAAGGUCUCUUCUGGCUGAAUGGUACACCAAAGCCACAACCAUGGAAGAAGGAAGAAAUCUGGAGAACUACAUUGUUCAAGGUGUCCUAGAUGAGCUCCGAACCUAUGAACACGAGCUGGAGAAGAAGAAAAAAGAAGAACAAAUCACCACCUAUCCCACGACACUGAUGACGAACCCCAAAGUCUCAGCAAGAGAAGGGAUAUGUCCAAGGAGCUGUGACACUCCUUCCACCAGCCUGCCAACAAGCUUGAAGGCGGAGAACUACGAAGAUGAAUUUGCAAUGAUGGUCAAGCAAUUCCAGAAGUUCAAAAAUUUCUUCAAGAAAACUGACUCCAUCAGAAGGCCAUCCAAGGGAAAGCUACAGAUAAGUAACUCUCCCCCUGAAUCCUAUCUGUGUUAUAACUGCAGGAAGCCUGGCCACUGGAAGUCAGCUUUUCUGUAUCCAAAAGUGGAGAACAUACCAACUUCUGAAAAUCUCUUUGACAAGUUCAAAAAGAUGAUGAGAGAUUUUGUAGAAAUCAAUCUCAAAGACUCAUCCUUAACAGAGGAGAACAAGCUAUUGAGUGAAGAGAAUCUCAAGUUGGCUGAAGGUCAGAAAAGUCAACUAAGUGAGAUCACUCAACUCAAGACUGAAAAUGAGUCUCUCUCUGAAAAGGUAAAAUCCCUCAACAAGGAGCUAGGGAUACUGAUGUCCAAAGAAGCUGUGGAUAAGCUUCUUGAAACGACCAAAAAAAAGGGUCGUGAAGGACUUGGGUUUGACCCCUCCAGUUCCAAAAGGAAAGGGAGAACAACAUUUAUUCCUCCCAAACCUACUGCCAAACCCAAUAAGCAGAAAGGUAAGGAGAUGGAAAAACCAAUAGAAGUUCCCAAGAAGGAAGCCACUAAGUACCCAGGUGUCUGGUACUUAGACAGUGGCUGUUCAAGACACAUGAUGGGUGAUGCGAGUCUUUUGAGCAAUCUAAUUCCCUAUGAUGGUCCAAGAGUUACUUUUGUAGGAAGUAAUGAUUUUGGCCUUACAAAAGGGCUAGGAAAUCUGGUGUACAAGGAACUAACCAUCCAGGCAGUAUCUUAUGUGGAAGGCCUCAACUAUAACCUUCUAAGCAUAAGUCAGUUCUGUGAUAAAGGUUACUCUCUGGAAUCCUGGAAGGACAUGACAUCCCUCAAGAACAUCUCCACAAAUGAAGUCAUUCUCACUGGCAAGAGAAUAAGGAACAUCUACGAAGUGAUGUGGGAAGAUGUCAAAGAAGCAUGCCUAAUGAGCAAAGGUGACACUAACCUUCUAUGGCUUUGGCAUAAGAGGUUGAGUCAUAUCAACUUCAAAACCCUCAACAAGUUAUCCAAAGAAGGGUUCGUGGAAGAGAAAAUGAAGGUUGGAGGCACGAAUGUUCACUUCAAGAAAUUGGUAGCCAAAUGCUCUUCACCUGCUUUCUACGAAGCGUAUUUGGAGAUGAUUAAAGCUCAAGAACUGUCUGAAUUUCAUCAUCUAGAAAUUCCGUUCAAAUAUGAAGAAGAAGUUCUGGAAUUCUACAGAAAUGAAGAAAUCAAGACUGUCCAAUCAAAGAAGAAUCCACAAAGAUCGAUUCAAAUCAUCGAAUCAACUGUUGGAGGCACGAAAGUGAAGAUCUCACAGAAGAAGAUGCAAAAGAAGCUUCAUCUUCCCCAUUCUGGAAUUAAUUCCAAAAGGGGCUGCAGACCUGAACGGAUUAGGGUGUUACACCUUGGAUAUCUACUGGAAUCUAUGGGCAUUGCCUCUGAAGAAAAGAAAUAUGAGGCAAGAUAUUGGUUGUACUAUCUGUCAACCAAAGGUGAAAACAGAGCCAGCUCUGUUGCAGAAGAUGAAGGAUCUUCAGAAAAUGUUCUAGUUAUAAGUCUGAAGAAAUCCUCAAAGAGAAAGCAAGUGGUAUCUCCCUCCCCCAGUGUUGAGGAACCACAAGACCUUGGAAUGGUAAAUCUGGAUGAGGAGGAAGAAGUCUCUGCACAAGAAUUUGAGGUUGAUGAUGAAGAUACAGCAGUCUACAAACCCAUCUUCUCCAAUCCAUCUGAAAAUCAGAUUGAAAACCAGACUGAAGACAUCACUGUAGAAGCACAAGCAGACAUGGAAGCUGAUGCUGAGGAUUUCCAAAUUUUUCUAGAAACCUCCCCUGCAUUUGAAACUGUUCCUGUUGAAACUACUGAACUUGAAAUUUCGGAAAGGUCAGCAGAAAAUCUGGAGAAGUCCACCCCGCCAAAUGCCACAGAAGAAGAAGCUCAGGAAGAACCAGAAGUGGAAGCACAAAGGAGCUUUGAAGAAGCUGCAGAAGGUGCUCAAAUAGCCAGACUGGAAGCUACUGAAACUCCAGUUGCUAUCUUUGAGCAACAAAAUGCUGAUGUAGUAAGAGAUUCACUUUCUCGGGAGAUCUCAAACUACAGGGGUACAGAAACUGCGGAAGAGUCAGUGAAGACUCUGAAAGUCCAUGAAGAAGAUGUUGAAGAAGGAGAAGAAUCUGAAUCUCUCCCACUGCAACUCUAUCACAGUGUACCUCCAUCCUAUCAAGUAACAAACUUCCACUUUCACAGCUCUUCCAUAUCUACUCUACCAGAUGAGAUUCCGGAAUCCUGGACCAGAAAGGUUCAAGGGCUGGUUGAAUCAGCCUUAGAGUCUCAAAAAGCCUCAUUUAGGGAAGAGUUAGAUAAGAUAGAAGUGAGACAUAAUAAGAUUCUGGAGAAGACUGAAGAGAAGUAUAGCUCAAACCUCAAAGAGAUAAGUCAAACUGCCAACAAGACCCUUAAGAUCAUUUCUCUCAUGAGUAACUCAUUGAGCACUACCAUGAUGACCUAUGCCUCUGACUGCCAUCUUCAACUCAAAGAAGCGAUGGAAGUCAAACACCAGAUUGCCACUUUCACUACCAGUCUUCAGAAGCAGAUGUCACUUCUACAAAUGGACAUCAGGUCAGCCUUGGCAGUAUCUUUAGCAAAUCAAGUGGUCACCCAAGAUUACCUGAGGGUGCUCGCUGACAAUCAGAAGGAAGCAUUUAAGCUCUUCAAGCACUUUGCGACCUUCACUACCAAACACAAGUUGGAUGUGACUGUCCAAUAAAAGAAUUUACCUGAAAUUCCAAGACUUCCAAUUCAAGCUCAUCAAGGAGAACUUAGAUCUUAAUUUACUCCUUGACACCAUGCAUUUUUCUAAAGAAGGAAUAGGUUUUAAUAAAAACGAAGCUAAGGAUAAAGAAAACGUUGAGCAAACACCUAGACAACCUCCUAAGGCUCAACAUAAGAAAGCUAAAAAUCAAGUAAAUAGAAAACCUAGUCAAUCUAAGAACACUAGACAACCUAGACAAAAACCUAGGAAUGAAAACGUUCAUGGUAGACAACCUAAGAAAAAUUAUCAAAAUGUUUUUGUGCAUAAAAACAUUUUUUCUCAAAAUAGAAGAGACAAUAUGAGAACACCUAGAAAUGAUCCUUUUGAAAACAUGCAUAAACCAUCCUUUUCUCAAAAUAGGACAAACAUGGUUAGGCCCCCUAGCUAUUAUCAACCUAGGCAUAUGUUCAACCCAAAUGUAGUAUGCCAUUAUUGCAAUAGGGUAGGACAUAUAGCUCCCGUGUGUUUCACUAGACAUAGGCACUUGACCUUUAAUGAAACACACACCAUAUUUAAUGCUGACGAAAAGAAAUUCUUUGGAAAAGG
Cuscuta campestris is the source of this 4347-nucleotide messenger RNA. The record is from the annotation of a GenBank genome assembly. Lineage: Eukaryota; Viridiplantae; Streptophyta; Magnoliopsida; Solanales; Convolvulaceae.